Messenger RNA from Dufourea novaeangliae, 1178 nucleotides. Its product is annotated as ubiquitin-conjugating enzyme E2 W. The record is from RefSeq and is a predicted model, not a curated record. The transcript is spliced from 4 exons. Lineage: Eukaryota; Metazoa; Arthropoda; Insecta; Hymenoptera; Halictidae. The coding region runs from base 207 to 692 and encodes 161 amino acids.
GACGCGGCGACCCUACUACGACGCCUCAAGACUGUUGUGUACGACCGCUAAUUUUUUUUUUUCAACACAAUAUAACACCGUACGAAAUUUUGGGGGAAAAGAAAUGCGAAACGCUAUUGUCGGGGCGGCAUUAGAUUGUUGAGCCAUGGAAUAAACAAAAACGAGCGAUCCAUGAAAAUUGCAAUGAACGACGGCUAUAUUUUUCAAUGGAGAGCGACAUAACGACAAUGGCGGCAAUGUCCCCGUCGAAGCGGAGGCUCCAGAAGGAGUUGAUGUCCUUAAUACGUGAGCCUCCACCAGGUGUACGUGUGGAUGGAGAUCUUGCUGGUCAGAAUUUAACGCAAUGGAUUGUCCACAUGGAGGGUGCAAAGGGCACUUUAUAUGAAGGCGAACGGUUUCAGCUACAAUUUAAGUUUAGCUCUAAAUAUCCGUUUGAUUCGCCAGAAGUAACUUUCAUAGGUGGAAACAUACCAGUUCAUCCACAUGUUUAUAGCAAUGGUCAUAUCUGCCUAUCAAUACUGACUGAUGAUUGGUCUCCGGCACUAAGUGUGCAAAGUGUCUGUUUAAGUAUUGUGUCAAUGCUAAGCAGUUGCAAAGAAAAGAAGAGGCCACCUGACAAUUCAUUCUAUGUAUCAACAUGUAGCAAAAAUCCAAAGAAAACAAAGUGGUGGUAUCAUGAUGACAGUGUGUAACAUCAACUGCUAAAAUCAUUAACACCUUGUCAAUGUGCAGUUAUUGCUGGAUCAAGCGGAAUGACAUGUUUUGUGUCUUUAAUUAUUGUCUACAUAUAAAUAUUAAUGUCUGUAACUAUUGAAACUUUCAUAGAUGAAAUUUGCUGAAGUAACUUUAUCACGUAUUAAACAAAUUAGGGGCAUAAGUUAGAAGAGAAAAAAAAAGCAAAGGCUGCAUAUUUACUUAUUAUUACAAUAAAGAAGCAAUGUAAAAUGCGUGAGUUAUCCGGUUAUAAAUUAUUAUGAUGUUAUUAAGAAUUUAUAUAUUAUCCCACAGUUGAAUAGAAAGAAAGAGAAAUGGCAUAGACUACAAAAACGCGGAUGCCGAAGCGUAUGGUGCACAUAAAAUAUUAAUACACGAUAAAAGCGUUUUAUUAUCUAUGUAGGAAGUGCGCUGUAAAAUGAUAUCAGAUUAAUAUAUUGCAGUAAUCACUAUUACUAGUAUAA